Molecule: messenger RNA, 1614 nt
Organism: Lolium rigidum
Lineage: Eukaryota; Viridiplantae; Streptophyta; Magnoliopsida; Poales; Poaceae
Product: UPF0481 protein At3g47200-like
Exons: 1
Coding region: 1-1614 (537 amino acids)
Source: RefSeq, a predicted model, not a curated record
AUGGCGACAGAAGAAUAUGACAGCAGCUGUGAUGUUGACAUUGAUGAGUUGGUUAUUUCCAUGAAGUCAGAUUUAAAUCGUUGCAUGACACUAGUUGAGGAUCGUGAAAAAGGAAACAGGUGUUGCCUGAUAUGCAAAGUAGUGCACCGCAUUCGUCAAACUGACAGUACUGCAUAUGAGCCAAGUGUUCUUUCAGUUGGCCCUUAUCACCAUUCAGAGUUAUCACUUCAAGCUAUGGAAACAGAGAAAUGGAUAUGUCUGGACUAUAUUCUUAAACUAAACCGUGAAGUUAGUUUGCGCGAGUACCUGAGCUUCAUUUCUGUACUAGAGAAAGAAACAAGAGGCUAUUACACUGAGGAGAUAAACAUGGAUAGUAGAGAGUUCCUGCAGAUGCUUCUGCUAGAUAGCUGUUUUAUUCUUGUCUAUCUUGGUGGUAUACAUUCACAAGGAGCUAACGUUGAUGGUGAGCAACUGAAUGAAAACACGAUAUAUGUGAGGAAGAGGGAAGCAAAGGACAUGAGCCACAUGGAUGCAGUAUCCUGCCAAAGUGUGAGUGGGCACUUGGCCCUGGACAUUGAACUAAAUAAGAUGGGUAAAGACACUGAUAGUCACAACCAGGAGAAUUAUAGUGGAACUAUAGAAUGGUAUAACAGUUCUGCUGUAUAUGACCUACUUUUGCUGGAGAAUCAAAUUCCCUUCUUCAUUGUCAAGAAAAUUUAUCGUUUUUUCUCACGUCAUGUAGAUACUACUUCGUUACUCACGGGAAAAAUUUCUGAAUUCAUGGAAGGUAUCCUUUACCAUUUCCCCAAGGUAAUAACUGAGGCUAAUAGGCCAGAAGAUUUUUACCAUCUGCUACACCUGUGCCAUAAGUACCUGAAACCUAGUCACGGGCUGGAGGAUGACCAUCACCUAUAUGCUAUAAAGCCUCACUACUUCCACUUUAUAUUUGAUAUUAGCCGUAAGAUCUUCAGUUUUGGACGGGGCCAAGACAUGGUCCAUCAACAAACCAUGUUCCAUGAGCUAGAUUGGUCAAAUUCAGUACAGAAGAUUAAUAGGUGGCGUAGAGCAGUGGACUAUCAUGAAGCUGGAAUGAUGUUCAAGAAAAGGGAGUUUGAUGAAGACAAUCCUCAUUCUCUACUGGACAUUAGAUUUACAAAAGGUCUCAUGGAGAUACCAUGUUUGCCAAUCGAUGAUAAGUCUUCUUUGCUUUUCAGAAACCUUAUAGCUUUCGAGCAAACAUGUCCUCAAGUUGGGGAUGACAUCACUGCAUAUUUUAUGCUCAUGUCCCAGCUUACUAGUACGGCUUCUGAUGUUGCUCUUCUUGCCCAGAAAGGGAUUAUAGUCCACCAGAUGGAAAGCGAUGAGGAUGUAUCGACUCUCUUCACCAAGCUUUUUGAGUAUGUGGCAUUUAACUUCCAUGGUGAACACUACCUGAAAUCCCUAUGCUGUGCCAUGGAAGCACACUACCAAAACCGUAUUAAUAGGUGGAUGGCGUGGCUGUGGCACAAUCAUUUCAGCAACCCAUGGGUAGGCUUCGCCGCAGUAGCUUCUGCUUUUGUAGUUUUAUGCAGUAUCAUGCAAACCGUUCUUGCUUUCUUGUCAUACAGGGGAUGA